AUGCUCGACCCUGUGAGCGCAAUCGGUGUUGCAGCCGCAGUCAUCCAAUUCGUCGAAUUUGGCGGGCAUCUCUUGUCUGAUGCAUACGAGAUAUACACAUCCCCAUCCGGACAAAAAGCCGAGCACGUCACGAAUGCCACCUUAACAAAAGACAUGGGUCAACUUGCUCGCCAGGUAGACCAGAAGUCAAGAUCUUUGUCACAGCAUGGACAACAGUCGGACUCGGAAGCCCAACUUCUCAAGCUCUGUGGAGAGUGCAAGAAUAUCAGCAAUGAUCUCCUAGCUGCUUUGGGUAUUCUCAGAUUGCGUGGAACAAGCUCAUUUUCAUUCAACAGGAGCGAAAUUAGCAGGAGUUUCAAGGUGGCGUUGCGGGGAAUGUGGUCAGAGAAAAAGAUUGACAAGAUGGGCAAGGAGCUGAUUCGAAUAAAGCAACAAAUGAUGAUGGCAAUAUUGGUCUGCGUCUGGGAUGACUCUAAACGGAGCCAGGAGCUUUUCGUGGGUUUCAGCAAGCGAUUAGAUGAGAUCAUCACUACAUUGGAUCGAAACGAUCCUACAGAAGACAAAAUUUUGAGUGCUGAGAUCAUUUCGGUAGCCAACGCUAAAACAAAUCCCAUUCUCACGGAGCUGCUGCAGAUUCUAUGGGACCCAAACUGGGAUCUAUCAGCUACCUUGACCUUACCGACACCAGGAAACGAGGAGAAAUGCAGACGAGAGUGGUCCAGCUUCCCGGCAUGGCUUGUGUCGGAAUCUAAGCAGAUAUACUGGAUUACUGGCAGGCCUGGCUCGGGAAAGUCAACCUUGACCAAAUUCAUCAUCAAAGACAAAUUUACAAUCGGCAAACUGAAGACAUGGGCUGAUGGACUUGAACUUGUCAUAAUCACCUUCUACUCCUGGAAUGCUGGAUUGGAUUUGCAGAAGUCCUGUGAAGGUCUGGUGAGGACUCUCAUAUAUCAGACCCUCCUACGGUGCCCCAACCUGACUCCGAUUGUGGCUCCAAGACGUUGGACAUUGUUCAAAACGCUACGAAGUACCAUGACGAGUCCACGAUGGACUUUGACGGAAAUAACAGAGUCCUUCACCAGCCUGCUUUCAGAAUGUGGAAAAAGCAUCAAGCUCGCUCUCAUUAUUGAUGGACUUGAUGAGUUUGAGUCACCACCCAAUCAGAUUCUAGAACUCAUCAAGAAAACCAACGCUCAUCAGGGCGUCAAACUUUGCUUGGCUAGUCGCCCAUGGAUCGAGUUCGAAGAGGCCUUUAGUCAUUGUCCAAUGUUGCGAAUGGAGCGCCUGACCAAGGAAGACAUUGAGUUCUUUACACGAAACGAGCUUGAACUGAACCGCGGCUUCAAAUCUUUGAAGGAAGCAUUUCCAGAAGAAUCCGACCAGCUCUUGCAAGACAUUGUCGGAAAGGCUCAAGGCAUUUUCUUAUGGGUGUCCCUUGUCGUUCAUGCACUCCUAGAAGGUUUGACAGAGGGUGACAAGUUGGCCGAUCUGCAAGAAACUGUCCGAGGGCUUCCCAGCGACAUAUCGAGUCUGUACAGUCAUAUUUGGAGCAAGGUUCGAUCUCGUAACAUGGCAAACUCGUCCCAGAUUUUUCGACUCUUCAAGUCGGCUAUGGGGCCUAUCGAUUAUCUGACUCUAUGGCUUGCAGACGAGAUGAAAGGGUUGGAUACGGAUAUGAACUCGAUGUCCGUCGAUCUCAAGACGGAAUUGAAGGGGCUAAUGAAGCGGCGGCUAGACAGUCGAACUCGAGGGAUAUUAGAAAUCUCACCCGAUGAACAUGCACCAGAUUUCGACCCUUAUACUGCACUAUUGCAAGCAGAGGCCAUUCGACUUUCCGACAAGGCCACCUACUUCAAACCAUCCUGGGAGUACUAUGAGUUCUGGAUUAAGGUGCUUAAAUGCCUUGCCUACGCGUCUCGAGUGGACUCAUCUCCCGCCAAUGGACCGAAACUUGUCCAGAUCCUCGACAAGAUCGAUGUGGAAGGUGCCGAGGUUUCAAUAAAUUAUGAUUCAAUCUUCAGGUGGUUACCAGUGUUGCACUUAAAAUCAACUCCUCAUUGGUCGGUUACCCAAGGACCAGCCAGCCGAGAAAACUCCUUCGUUGGAUUUGUAUCUCAAUUCUGCAUUACUCCUUACAUCAACGCGAAGAUAUUGGCAGGCAGAAGACUAAAUCAAUUCGACUCAUCAAGUGAGAAAUCAAUCUCUAUUCUAGAAAAUGCUGUGUUGGGUCCUGGUCAAUCGACAAACCAGAAGAUAGUAAGAAAGAUUUCCGAAGAGUCCUCUUUGGAAGUCCUACACAUUGACACAACCCGAAGACUUGAAUUCGUGAAGUUUCUUCUCGCGAAUGGAGCUACAGUAAGAUUCAACGACGAGAUCUUGAUGAAGAUGAAAGCCCACAGUAAGGGAGUCAGAACGGAUGAAAAGAAGUAUAUAGAUGCUGUCAGUAAGCUUCCGAAAAACUCUGCGGGUGGUAAAGGACUUCUCAAAUCCGCGAUGAACGUUUUCCGGCGUGGUCCAAGCCACAAAUAG
This is a messenger RNA of Mollisia scopiformis, 2529 nucleotides long. RefSeq lists its product as uncharacterized. The coding region runs from base 1 to 2529 and encodes 842 amino acids. The record is from RefSeq and is a predicted model, not a curated record. NCBI's taxonomy places the organism in Eukaryota, Fungi, Ascomycota, Leotiomycetes, Helotiales, Mollisiaceae. The transcript has 4 exons.